GCUGUGGGAGGGCUCAUAGAACACUUUGAAGCCGGCUCUGCCUCAUUUGGGACGUCCGAAGGAAGAAGAGACAAACCAUAACAAACGGUAACUAAAACUAAUGAGCUCAUCAAGUUGGCAUCAUUGAGAUUAUGUCUGUCUGUUUCAUAUGAACUUGAAACAGUUCGACAUCUGCCGCAAACCCGUUCUGACGUAAUGGUAGCCGCGUUGGUGUGGAUCACCGCUUUCAGCGGCUUUUUGCUGUCAGUUCCAGUCAAAGGUCAAUCCGUUAAAUACUUUACUGAUACGGCACCGUGGGACUACUAUUUUAGAAAAACAUUAAAUGAUUGUCCAAAAAGAUUUUAUCCGAAUCCUCACAAAUUUGACUACCACCACAUUUUCGGGGGAAGACGAGCAUUAGUUGGGGAAUUUAUGCAUAUGGCGGCUAUUGGAUGGACUGCGGAUGAUGGAAACAUUCAGUAUAUGUGCGGUGGAGCACUGAUCUCAUCAACAUUUGUCUUAACUGCAGCUCAUUGUGCUAUAAAUGGAGCCGGUAAAGAACCGGAUACUGUGCGUUUAGGUGAUACCAACUUAGCUGACGUAGCGGACGAUAUAACAGCACAACAGAUUAGCAUUCGCAGUUUUAGAAAACAUCCUGAAUAUCGACCUAGCAGAAAAUAUUUUGACAUCGCACUCAUCGAACUGGAAGCUGAAGCAAAGUUCAAUUAUGCUACUUGUCCUGCUUGCAUUUGGUUGGAUAAAGAUACUCCCCUAGAACCAAUGCAAGCCAUUGGGUUUGGGGCAACUGGGUUUGGGGAAAGUUUGAGCCCAACCUUACAAAAAGCCACACUCUCGUUGAUCGAUAAGAAUAACUGUUCUGAAACACUUCCUGUCAGUAACCGUCAACAGCCAAACGGUUUCGUCGAUGAGCAGUUUUGUGCUGGAAAUGAUCAUAUGGACACAUGCGAGGGUGAUUCCGGCGGUCCAAUUCAAAUUGAAAAAGAAGACACCAAUGGAUAUUUGAUACCCCUCAUUGUCGGUGUAGUGUCAUAUGGUUCACCUUGCUCCAAUGGAUCAAUUGGUGUUUACACUAGAGUGGCUUCAUAUCAAGCAUGGAUUGAACAAGAACUGCAACAUUCAAUUGAUUACGUGACUUGUACACGAACGACAUUUUGUUAUGGACGAAAAUAUGUUCACUCCAAAAUAGACCAAACUUUUAAUUUGGGCCCUUUUUCCCGAGUUGGUUUAGUGUGGAACACUAGUGAUGAUAAUGCUUUUGAGUGUGGAGCUACAGUAAUAGAUUAUCAGUUUGCAAUAACAUCAGCAUACUGCACACACUUGAAAGGAGUUAAACCACAUAGUAUAUUAGUACAAAACAAUGGUGAGAGGGUUGAAAUUGAUGAAAUCAUAGUUCAUCCACAAUACAAUGUUGGUAAGCCCCAACAUGACAUCGCAUUGCUAAGGUUGACAAAAUUUGCCAAACAUAACAUGGAAUUCGUUCCCGUUUGCCUUUCGAAAAAAGAUCCCAAAGAUAGAAAUGAAGGAUAUCAAUCGGUGUCAGCUUAUGGGACUAGCUAUGCUGACAAAAAUUCUUUUAGAAGAUAUAACUAUGUGGAGUAUAAUAUUAACAUUGCCACAAAUUCAGAAUCUAGUAUGCAGUGUGGAAACGUUGAAUUUUCAGAAAAUCAUUUGUACUGCUUGAAUAAUUCAAUCAAUUUGAUUCCAACGGUUUGUGAUAUGGACUAUGGUGGCCCCGUGUUCGUUAAAGAUAUGUUUCGUGUGCCUUUCUUCUUGGGAGUUGUAUCUAAAUUAAGUGAAGGAUGUGGAAAAGAUAUAGUAGUAACAAAGAUAAGCGCAUACAUUGAAUGGAUUGAAAGUGUAAUAUUUGAUCAUACUAGUGAGAAAUUGAUUUUCCAAUAAAAAGUAAAUAUACAAGAUUU
Messenger RNA from Aedes aegypti (yellow fever mosquito), 1919 nucleotides. Its product is annotated as serine protease snake. Gene Ontology annotation, biological process: proteolysis. NCBI's taxonomy places the organism in Eukaryota, Metazoa, Arthropoda, Insecta, Diptera, Culicidae. Bases 196 to 1899 code for a protein of 567 amino acids. Gene Ontology annotation, molecular function: serine-type endopeptidase activity. The record is from RefSeq and is a predicted model, not a curated record. The transcript is spliced from 8 exons.